AGAAAACCACAGGACUCUUUUGGACAUACUCGCAACAAUUACAAAUCCUAAUGAAGUUCUUCAUCUACCUAUCCUUGAUACUGAUUGGUCUUCGAGUCCAUUGCUAUCAUUUCCCAUAUCUACUUGAUAACCACAGAAAUAAAAGUGUGCCUGAACAUCCGUCUUCCAUUUCAGAAAAGGAACAGAAACCUUGGCAUAACAUAGUCCUCAACAAUGCUGAAUUUGCUUUCAAAUUGUACAAGCAAAUAGCUUCUGAUCAAGGUGACAAAAAUGUUUUCUUCUCUCCCCUGAGCAUCUCCACAGCUUUUGCCAUGCUGACCUUGGGGGCCAAAUAUAAAACCCAGAGUCAGAUUUACAACGGACUUGCUUUUAACCUGUCAGAGAUUGAGGAGGAAAAGAUACAUAAUGGAUUUCAAGAUCUCAUCAGUUCAGUUGACAGACAGAUCAGUAUAGGGAAUGCCUUGUUUCUAGAUGAGACAUUGGAUGUUCUGUGGAAUUUUUCUGAGGCCAUCAAAACUUUUUACAAAGCUGAACAAUUUUCUACAGAUUUCGUGAAUCCCACAAAUGCUGAAAAGCAGAUAAACGAUUAUGUGAAAAAUAAAACAAAUGGAAUUAUAGGAGAUUUAGUCAAGGGCCUCACUGAAAGAACAAAGAUGGUUGUCAUCAAUUAUAUUAUCCUCCAAGGUGCCUGGAUUAAUGCUUUCAACACUAAGCAAACCAGAGAAGGAAUUUUUAUUUUGGAUGGAAACAGAACUGAGAGUGUUGAAAUGAUGUACAAAAGGUCCAGUUACAACUUUCUCUAUGAUAAAGAUCUGUUUUGCUCAGUGGUGGAAAUGCCUUGUCCAGGAGGUGUCGUAGUAUGGCUCGUUCUGCCAGAUGAAGGGAAAUUGAGACAUGUGGAGCACACUUGGACAGAAAAACAGCUAUCUACAUGGGCAAUGUCUUUUAAAACAAAAAACCUAAUACUGAUCCUUCCAAAAUUUAAUGUUUCUGCAUCCCAUGAUAUCAAAGCCAUUCUGCAGCGUAUGGGCAUGUUGGACGUUUUCUCUAAGAAGGCUGAUUUUUCUGGAAUAACUGGAAAGCGCAACCUGUGGGUGUCUGAAGCUCUUCAGAAAUCUAUGGUGGUUGUUCAGGAGAAAAGUAUUAUUUCACCCCAGAGUGUAAUUGACGUUAGAAAUGGAUCACAGAUAUCUGAAAAUAUGAAAAAUUACUCUCACAUGAUAUUUAACAGACCGUUCCUGAUGAUUGUUUUUGACAAGACAAUACAAACUAUCCUUUUCAUGGGAAAAAUACAGAAUCCAGCCAAGCAAUCAAGUGAAUCUGUUGUAACUGCAAAACUAUCUUUUUUCCAGGAUUAAAAAAAAUGGGAUUUUGACCUUCAUACUACAAUUGCAAGUGUAUCAAUCAAGCCCCAGUGGUACCAUUACAAAUUCUGC
This is a messenger RNA of Eublepharis macularius, 1436 nucleotides long. RefSeq names its product plasma serine protease inhibitor-like. NCBI's taxonomy places the organism in Eukaryota, Metazoa, Chordata, Lepidosauria, Squamata, Eublepharidae. Gene Ontology annotation, molecular function: serine-type endopeptidase inhibitor activity. The transcript has 5 exons. Gene Ontology annotation, biological process: negative regulation of endopeptidase activity. The record is from RefSeq and is a predicted model, not a curated record. Bases 51 to 1358 code for a protein of 435 amino acids.